This is a messenger RNA of Mya arenaria, 14901 nucleotides long. RefSeq names its product mucin-4-like. Gene Ontology annotation, molecular function: calcium ion binding. The transcript is spliced from 54 exons. Bases 377 to 13639 code for a protein of 4420 amino acids. Gene Ontology annotation, biological process: cell-matrix adhesion. The record is from RefSeq and is a predicted model, not a curated record. Lineage: Eukaryota; Metazoa; Mollusca; Bivalvia; Myida; Myidae.
AUUGCUUUUCAUAGUUGAGGUUCCGCCCAACUUAAGCGCUCGGUUUUAAAUAACUUUUUCAGGGCAUUGGUGAAUAAGGGGCGGUUUUAACUGGAUGCAUUUUAUAUACAAAUGCAUAUCUCUUUAAAUAUUCAUACAUCUUGAAGUAGAAGAAGGAAACUUUUGACAUUUCGGUUUAAAUUUGCUGUUUAAGGCGAUUGUUAUUCUUAAGAACGAGUUCGAUUUUUAUUUUAGUUUCGUGUUCUGUAGAGUAGCGGACAUAAUAUAACGUGCGAUAUAUUACUUUGGAUUAACCGGGUUAUGAUGUAAUAGCCAUCUGCUUAGAUUGUGUGCUAUAAAGGCCUGUGUUUUCAGGAUUUACUGUAAAGAGUAAACCAUGGGGAAGAUCCCGGUAAUACUGCUUCUUUGUUUGUUUUACCCGGCAACAUGUGAAGAGGAAAUGUGUAAUGUGACCACUGUAGCCAAUACAUCUGUAAACACGAACCAGACUACCGUAUCGUCCAACAAGACUAUUACGUAUACCUGUAACGCUGAUUACCAACACAUUGCUGGUGACCUUACAAGAACGUGCUAUAACGGCUCAUUUGAUGGCACGGAACCAACGUGUGAAGUGAAAAUGUGUAAUGUGACCACUGUAGCCAAUGCAUCUGUAAACACGAACCAGACUACCGUAUCGUCCAACGAGACUGUUACGUAUACCUGUAACGCUGAUUACCAACACAUUGCUGGUGACCUUACAAGAACGUGCUAUAACGGCUCAUUUGAUGGCACGGAACCAACGUGUGAAGAAACGUUGCCAACAACAUCGUCAACAACAGCUGCCAAUGUAACCGAGACUUCAUCGUCUCCCUCAACAACGGCUGUCAAUGCAUCCGAGACUUCAACGUCUUCCUCAACAACGGCUGUCAAUGUCACCGAGAUUUCAACGCCUUCCUCAACAACGGCUGUCAAUGCAACCGAGUCUUCAACGCCUUUCUCAACAACGGCUGUCAAUGUCACCGAGUCUUCAACGCCUUUCUCAACAACGGCUGUCAAUGUCACCGAGUCUUCAACGCCUUCCUCAACAACGGCUGUCAAUGCAACCGAGUCUUCAACGCCUUCCUCAACAACGGCUGUCAAUGCAACCGAGUCUUCAACGCCUUCCUCAACAACGGCUGUCAAUGCAACCGAGUCUUCAACGCCUUCCUCAACAACGGCUGUCAAUGUCACCGAGUCUUCAACGCCUCCCUCAACAACGGCUGUCAAUGUCACCGAGUCUUCAACGCCUCCCUCAACAACGGCUGUCAAUGCAACCGAGACUUCAACGCCUCCCUCAACAACGGCAGUCAAUGCAACCGAGUCUUCAUCGCCUUCCUCAACAACGGCUGUCAAUGUAACCGAGUCUUCAUCGCCUUCCUCAACAACGGCUGUCAAUGUAACCGAGUCUUCAUCGCCUCCCUCAACAACGGCUGUCAAUGUAACCGAGUCUUCAUCGCCUCCCUCAACAACGGCUGUCAAUGCAACCGAGUCUUCAUCGCCUCCCUCAACAACGGCUGUCAAUGCAACCGAGUCUUCAUCGCCUCCCUCAACAACGGCUGUCAAUGCAACCGAAUCUCCAUCGCCUUCCUCAACAACGGCUGUCAAUGCAACCGAGUCUUCAACGCCUUCAUCAACAACGGCUGUCAAUGCAACCGAGUCUUCAACGCCUCCCUCAACAACGGCUGUCAAUGUAACCGAGUCUUCAACGCCUCCCUCAACAACGGCUGUCAAUGCAACCGAGUCUUCAACGCCUUCCUCAACAACGGCUGUCAAUGUAACCGAGUCUUCAACGCCUCCCUCAACAACGGCUGUCAAUGCAACCGAGUCUUCAACGCCUUCCUCAACAACGGCUGUCAAUGCAACCGAGUCUUCAACGCCUUCCUCAACAACGGCUGUCAAUGCAACCGAGUCUUCAACGCCAUCCUCAACAACGGCUGUCAAUAUAACCGAGUCUUCAACGCCAUCCUCAACAACGGCUGUCAAUGUAACCGAGUCUUCAACGCCUUCCCCAACAACGGCUGGCAAUGUAACCGAGUCUUCAACGCCUUCCUCAACAACGGCUGUCAAUGUAACCGAGUCUGCAUCGCCUGUCUCAACGACGGCUGUCAAUGUAACCGAGUCUUCAACGCCUGUCUCAACGACGGCUGGCAAUGUAACCGAGUCCUCAACGCCUGUCUCAACGACGGCUGCGAAUGUAACCGAGUCCUCAACGCCUGUCUCAACAACGGCUGUGAAUGUAAUCGAGUCUUCAACGCCUUCCUCAACAACGGCUGCGAAUGUAACCGAGUCUUCAUCGCCUUCCUCAACAACGGCUGCGAAUGAAACCGAGUCUUCAUCGCCUUCCUCAACAACGGCUGUCAAUGUAACCGAGUCUUCAACGCCUUCCUCAACAACGGCUGUAAAUGAAACCGAGUCUUCAUCGCCUCCCUCAACAACGGCUGUCAAUUCAACGGAGUCUUCAUCGCCUCCGUCAACAACUGCUGUCAAUGCAACGGAGUCUUCAUCGCCUCCCUCAACAACGGCUUUCAAUGCAACGGAGUCUUCAUCGCCUUCCUCAACAACGGCUGUCAAUGUAACCGAGUUUUCAUCGCCUUCCUUAACAACGGCUGUCAAUGCAACGGAGUCUUCAUCGCCUCCCUCAACAACGGCUGUCAAUGCAACGGAGUCUUCAUCGCCUCCCUCAACAACGGCUUUCAAUGUGACCGAGUCUUCAUCGCCUCCCUCAACAACGGCUGUCAAUGCAACCGAGACUUCAUCGCCUUCCUCAACAACGGCUGGCAAUGUAACCGAGUCUGCAUCGCCUGUCUCAACGACGGCUGGCAAUGUAACCGAGUCUUCAACGCCUGUCUCAACGACGGCUGGCAACGUGACCGAGUCUUCAUCGCCUCCCUCAACAACGGCUGUCAAUGCAACGGAGUCUUCAUCGCCUCCCUCAACAACGGCUUUCAAUGUGACCGAGUCUUCAUCGCCUCCUUCAACAACGGCUGUCAAUGCAACCGAGACUUCAUCGCCUUCCUCAACAACGGCUGGCAAUGUAACCGAGUCUGCAUCGCCUGUCUCAACGACGGCUGGCAAUGUAACCGAGUCUUCAACGCCUGUCUCAACGACGGCUGGCAAUGUAACCGAGUCUUCAACGCCUGUCUCAACGACGGCUGUGAAUGUAACCGAGUCUUCAACGCCUUCCUCAACAACGGCUGUGAAUGUAACCGAGUCUUCAACGCCUUCCUCAACAACGGCUGCGAAUGUAACCGAGUCUUCAUCGCCUUCCUCAACAACGGCUGCGAAUGAAACCGAGUCUUCAUCGCCUUCCUCAACAACGGCUGUCAAUGUCACCGAGUCUUCAACGCCUUCCACAACAACGGCUGUCAAUGUCACCGAGUCUUCAACGCCUUCCUCAACAACGGCUGUCAAUGAAACCGAGUCUUCAUCGCCUCCCUCAACAACGGCUGUCAAUUCAACGGAGUCUUCAUCGCCUCCGUCAACAACGGCUGUCAAUUCAACGGAGUCUUCAUCGCCUCCCUCAACAACGGCUUUCAAUGCAACGGAGUCUUCAUCGCCUUCCUCAACAACGGCUGUCAAUGUAACCGAGUUUUCAUCGCCUUCCUUAACAACGGCUGUCAAUGCAACGGAGUCUUCAUCGCCUCCCUCAACAACGGCUGUCAAUGCAACGGAGUCUUCAUCGCCUCCCUCAACAACGGCUUUCAAUGUGACCGAGUCUUCAUCGCCUCCCUCAACAACGGCUGUCAAUGCAACCGAGUCUUCAUCGCCUUCCUCAACAACGGCUGUCAAUGUAACCGAGACUUCAUCGCCUUCCUCAACAACGGCAGUCAAUGCAACCGAGACUUCAUCGCCUCCCUCAACAACGGCUGUCAAGGCCACCGAGUCUUCAUCGCCUCCCUCAACAACGGCUGUCAAUGUAACCGAGUCUUCAACGCCUUCCUCAACAACGGCUGUCAAUGUAACCGAGUCUUCAACGCCUUCCUCAACAACGGCUGUCAAUGUAACCGAGUCUUCAUCGCCUUCUUCAACAACGGCUGUCAAUGUAACCGAGUCUUCAUCGCCUCCCUCAACAACGGCUGUCAAUGUGCCUCCCUCAACAACGGCUGUCAAUGUGACCGAGUCUUCAUCGCCUCCCUCAACAACGGGUUUCAAUGUGACCGAGUCUUCAUCGCCUCCCUCAACAACGGCUGUCAACGUGACCGAGUCUUCAUCGCCUCCCUCAACAACGGCUGUCAAUGUGACCGAGUCUUCAUCGCCUCCCUCAACAACGGCUGUCAAUGUGACCGAGUCUUCAUCGCCUCCCUCAACAACGGCUGUCAAUGUGACCGAGUCUUCAUCGCCUCCCUCAACAACGGCUGUCAAUGUCACCGAGUCUUCAACGCCUUCCUCAACAACGGCUGUCAAUGUGACCGAGUCUUCAUUGCCUCCCUCAACAACGGCUUUCAAUGUGACCGAGUCUUCAUCGCCUCCCUCAACAACGGCUGUCAAUGUGACCGAGUCUUCAACGCCUUCCUCAACAACGGCUGUCAAUGUGACCGAGUCUUCAACGCCUUUCUCAACAACGGCUUUCAAUGUGACCGAGUCUUCAUCGUCUCCCUCAACAACGGCUGUCAAUGCAACCGAGUCUUCAACGCCUUCCUCAACAACGGCUGUCAACGUGACCGAGUCUUCAUCGCCUCCCUCAACAACGGCUGUCAAUGCAACCGAGUCUUCGACGCUCGUCUCAACAACGGCUGUCAAUGUAACCGAGUCUUCAACGCUUGUCUCAACAACGGCUGUCAAUGUAACCGAGUCUUCAACGCCUUCCUCAACAACUGCUGUCAAUGUAACAGAGUCUUCAAUGCCUUCUUCAACAACGGCUGUCAAUGUUACCGAGUCUGCGACGCCUUCCUCAACAACGGCUGUCAAUGUAACCGAAUCUUCAUCGCCUCCCUCAACAACGGCUGUCAAUGUAACUGAGACUUCAUCGCCUUCCUCAACAACGGCUGUCAAUGCAACCGAGUCUUCAUCGCCUCCGUCAACAACGGCUGUCAAUGCCACCGAGUCUUCAUUGCCUCCCUCAACAACGGCUGUCAAUGUAACCGAGUCUUCAUCGCCUUCCUCAACAACGGCUGUCAAUGUAACCGAGUCUUCAUCGCCUCCCUCAACAACGGCUGUCAAUGUAACUGAGUCUUCAUCGCCUGUCUCAACAACGGCAGUCAAUGUCACCGAGUCUUCAACGCCUUCCUCAACAACGGCUGUCAAUGUCACCGAGUCUUCAACGCCUUCCUCAACAACGGCUGUCAAUGUUACCGAGUCUUCAACGCCUUCCUCAACAACGGCUGUCAAUGCAACCGAGUCUUCAACGCCUUCCUCAACAACGGUUGUCAAUGCAACCGAGUCUUCAACCCCUCCCUCAACAACGGCUGUCAAUGUAACCGAGAUUUCAACGCCUUCCUCAACAACGGCUGUCAAUGCAACCGAGUCUUCAACGCCUCCCUCAACAACGGCUGUCAAUGUAACCGAGUCUUCAACGCCUUCCCCAACAACGGACAAUGCAACUGCUAAUUCAACCACAGUCACAACCACCUUCAUAACAACGUCUCCAAUAAACACAACGGAGCAGCGUUCUACACCUGUGUCCACCGCAGCACCUACAACUGGGGACACUACAGCACCUACAACUGGGGACACCGCAUCGCCAACAUCUGGGUCCACCGCAUCGCCUACAAGUGGGUCCACUGCAGCGCCUACAUCUGGGUCCACCGGAGCGUCUACAACUGGGUCCACUGAAGCGCCUACAAAUGGGUCCACCGCAGCGCCCACAUCUGGGUCCACCGAAGCGCCGACAACUGGGUCCACAACUGGGUCCACCGCAGCACCUACUAAUGGGUCCACCGCAGCGCCUACAUCUGGGUCCACCGAAGCGCCUACAACUGAAUCCACCGCAGCGUCUACAACUGGGUCCACCAAAGCGCCUACAUCUGGGUCCACCGAAGCGCCUACAACUGGGUCAACCGAAACGCCUACAACUGGGUCCACCGCAGCGCCUACUUUUUCGUCCACCGCAUCGCCUACAACUGGGUCCACCGCAGCGCCUACAACAUCACCAGUCACAGUAUGUACAGUUCCAGCAGUAGAAAAUGCAGUUAACCGACCAUCAAAUUCGCAGACUGUAGGAAUCGGUGUAGAUGUCACAUUUGCCUGUAACAACGGUUAUAAACUUGUUGGGAACAAAACCAUUACUUGCCAAGCUGGCGGGAUUUUCAAUGGCACUCAUCCGACUUGCACAAGAAUAACCUGCGCGGUACCAUCUGUUGAUAAUGCAAACAUAUCGCCAGAUAGUCAAACCGUUGUGUUUGGAGCUUCCGUCACAUACACAUGUAACAGCGGCUUUGACCUUUCCGGUGCCGCAACAAUUACCUGUUCAUCCGAUGGUACAUUCGGGUCUGUUCCAUCAUGCGCAGCUACAACUCGAGCAAAUUGCGGUCUUCACCUCGCAUUUGGCACAAGUGCGGGCGAUACAACAAGCCCAAAGUCAGAUGACAGUUGUCGAGUUGAAAUUGCAACAAACUAUAACAUACCUUUCAUACUUGGCGCGGGAUAUAGGCGGGUUUAUAUUUGUCCAAAUGGACUUAUGUGUUUUGGUCGGAAGUACGAAGGAUAUACAAUACCGCAAAGAAAUAGAGUAGUAAACUCAGAGUUCACGGGGUCGUUUUGUCUUGCUCCUUAUUUUACUGACUUAAAUCCGAAUAGCGCCGGCGAUGUAUUUUACCAAGUUUACGAUAGCCUCAGCUCCGAUGUCAACCAGACAGUUUAUGCUAAAGUAAAGGCUUUAGUUGAAGCUCAGUAUGCCACCACGAACUUCCUGCCACAGUACAUUGUCAAAGCCACGUGGGAUCAAAUUCCCCGAUUUGGUGGCCCUACUGCAGAGACAGUGACAUUUCAAGCUAUCUACACCACGGACGGUACCCAUGCGUAUGCACUUUACUCUUACCAGCCAGGUGGUAUGAAAUUCGAAAAUGGUGAUCAAUUUAUAGGGUAUAUCAACAAUGGCUAUGCGUUCGGGGAAUUUGACACUUCGACUAAUGGCUCAUUUUUACGCCGACCGGAUAAAAAUUUGGAACUUGGUGCUUCAGGUUGCAUCGGUGGGGCAACAUAUGACGUAUCAGUAGAUGAAGCGGCUCUACAAAAUAGUAGAUUAAAAUGUCUUGCAUGGCAUAAAAAAGAAUCUGGCAACAGACAAUAUUAUAUUAAUCAAUUAAACCGAAUGCCACUAUGUCCUUGCUUUAUCGAAUUCAUGUGGUGGGAUCCGCGGUUUAGUGUAUGGGAUUAUGAGUGGCAAAACGGAUAUGAGGUCAUCAGCAUUCCCUUAUUUCCAAGUCGGAGAGGUGGCAUCUAUCCGAACGGAAAGAACUGUGUAUAUAACUGGCGUACCUGGUCUUUUAUCGGCUCAGGGAAGUCGGCCGGCACAUUUACCAAAUACAGCCCACUUGUUGAUCGUCGACUUAAUGCUCUCGAGGACAGGCAGUAUAAACGUGUUUGCUGCGAUGAAGCCGAUCUUUGUGAAAAGUAUUGGGACGUAAGGCCUGUAGCUCGAUCGUGUUAUACAAGAUCGCCAUUUACUUUGAGAGCUCGUGGUUCUGGUGAUCCCCAUAUUAAUACAUUAGAUGGAAAAGGCUAUACAUUUAACGGCCACGGUGAAUACCAGUUGCUAAAAAUCCCUUCAUCAAAUUUGACCAUACAGAGCAGAACAGAUCGUGCCGUAAAGGCAGAUGGCAACGCAUCAGAAGCGACGGUGUUUUCCGGGUUUGCUAUUCAAGGAGAUGAAGUUUGGGCUCAGGCGGAACUAAAUGCAACCAAAACAGGAAUUUUACUGUUCGUUGGCAACAACAAAAGUAGCUGGUCCGAUUUCACGGACACGUACAACAAUGAAACUGCAGAAGUAUUGAUAAGAAACUACGAAGGCAUAACAGUGUCUGUGUCCCGAAAUGACUCGCAAGCAAUAAAAACCAGCAUUUCGAUUGUUUUGUCAGAUUUAGGCGUCACCUUCAAUGUUUCACUUGGCUCAAGGCUUCUUCAGAUGGGCAUAAGUAUGAACGCCGAUUUGAAGAACAAAGACGCAGUGGGUCUUCUGGGAAAUUACAACGAUGAUCCAGAUGAUGAUCUUGUGCCUAGAGAGGGAAAUGAGCCAAUAACAGACACAUCUGAAAGUAACAUAUUCCGGGCUUUUGGACAGACAUGGAUGACGACUGAAGCAGAGUCCAUAUUCAAAUAUGAUGAAGGGAUUACACACAAUGAUUUUUCUCAUCCGGAGUUUACACCGCAGUUUUUGGAGGAAGCGAAUCAAACCAUGGUACAAGAGGCGAAUACAACAUGCAAUGGAAAUAUCCAGUGUAUUUUUGAUUUUGUGUUCACCGGGGACAGACAACUCGCAUUGCAAACCGGAAGUACUGAGGAAUUAGCAGAUGAAGCGAUUGCAGACGCAAGUAACGUGGUACCAAAUAUAACAGUUGUAUCAGGACUUACAACAAAUGAUGAAACCGGCCAGCACUUUUUACACGUUGAAAAGGACACAGAAGCUAGUUUCAUAGUAAACGGAGAGGAUGACGGAACAAUUACAUAUGAGUUUGCUGACAAUACUGACAACGUAGCAACAUUUUCGGAUCCUGCCUCAGGAAAUGGGAAGGAAAUAAAGUUUACCUUAAGUAGCCUUGACGUCGUGAAAGUCAGCGUCUUUGUUCGUGAUGACAAAAACGUAACCUCCUCAGAAAUUGAGGUCACAAUCAUCUACUGCAAUGGUUGUACUGGAAACGGUCAGUGUAAUUACAAUAGUCACAGAGAAGGAGAGGGAACAGAUAGCUUCCGAAUUGCCGUGUGCGAUUGCCCUUUUAAUUGGGAAGGGAAUGACUGCGAAACGGACUUUGACGGCUGUGCUACCGACCCUUGUGCUAUUGGUCAGAAUUGCUCGGAUGUUUCUGCUACCGGGCACACAGAGAACGGACCGGCUUAUAACUGCAGUGAAUGUCCGGAUGGAUACACUGUCGUAGGAACAAAAUGUGAAGAUAUUGACGAGUGUAAUACCACCACUCCAUGUGAUUCCAACAGUGUUUGCACCAAUACGCCCGGUAGUUACUACUGCACGUGUAACAUGGGCUUUAGGCUUUCAACUUCAAAUAGAACAGUUUGCCUUGAUAUAAAUGAGUGUAACGAGGCUACAUCUGGAUGUGAUCAAAUCUGUAACAACACAGUUGGUUCCUUCGAAUGCAGUUGCUUCCCGGGGUUCAACCUGACGGGAUCUGCGUGUACUGCAGCGACUCCCCCUGAUGCGUGUAAUGCAAUCAACUGUAGCGGUGCAGUUGGGUGCACAACGGACGCCGACAACGAUGCAAGGUGCUUCUGUAACGCAGGAUAUAGCCUCAUAGCAGGAAAUAACACUUGCACAGAUACAAAUGAAUGCGACAAUGGUCCUUGCUCCCAAACCUGCUCGAAUUCUGAGGGUAGUUUUAGCUGUAGCUGCCUGACAGGAUAUAAACUGGGGACAGACCGAGUGUCCUGCACACAAUGUCCCUAUCCAACCUUUGGUGAAAACUGUGCAUCUACCUGCCAAUGUGGAAGAGGGGCAAAUAGAUGCGACUCAGUCAGGGGAUGCAUCUGCAAUUCUGGAUGGCAGGGGGUUAACUGCGAUGGGGAUAUAAAUGAGUGCAAUACGCCCAAUGUUUGUAACGAUGCCAACAAAGAGUGUGCCAACACUAUUGGGUCUUACACGUGUUCAUGUCGAAGUGGUUAUUACAAAGACGCUAACGGAACAUGUCAAGACGUUAACGAGUGUGAGUCAGACCAGCUGAACACGUGCGAACAGACGUGUACCAACUCUCCCGGAAGUUUCGUCUGCUCCUGUAACACGGGGUAUAAUGUGGAUCCUGGCAACGCUUUGCGAUGCGUCGACUAUGAUGAGUGUGAUGCAGGAGUUUCCGGCUGUCAGCAGAAAUGCCUUAAUUCAGUUGGAAGAUUCAGCUGCGAAUGUUAUUUCGGAUACCGUUUAAAUGACGACAGAAAAACCUGUUACCAAGUGCAAGACGUGUGUGCUGCAGAAUUCCCCGACUUUGGUUGCUCACAUAUAUGUAAGGUAGAAAACCAGCAGGCCUUUUGUCUGUGUGAAACGGGCUAUGAGUUGUCUACUGACAAUAAAACAUGCAUAGAUAUCAACGAGUGUUUGACAAGCGGCUCCUGCUCAGAUACUGCUACUUGCACCAACAAAGAUGGAGGCUAUGACUGUGCAUGUCCAAGGGGCAAGAAACUUGCAAAUGACAAAAGAACUUGCACGGUAUGUGAUUCCAACCAUUACGGUGACAACUGUGCUCUUGAAUGCAACUGCGGUGUCGGGUCUUCUCGCUGUGACAGUCAAACAGGAUGCGUAUGCAAAUCAGAUGGUUGGAUUGGAGCCAAAUGUGACCAGGAUACGGACGAAUGUGCCAUAGGAACACAUAAUUGCACAGGAACCAACGAACAAUGUAGAAACACCCCCGGAUCAUUUGUUUGCGAGUGUUUACCUGGAUACCAAAGAAAUGCAGAAAAUAUAUGUGAAGAUAUUGAAGAGUGUAUAAUUCCGUCACUGAAUACAUGUAGCCAACAGUGUGAGAACGUGCCUGGAUCUUUUACGUGCAGCUGUCAUGAUGGCUUCACGGAGUCGGGCAAUUCUUGCAAUGAUGUUAACGAAUGCUCAACAAGUACCCACGGCUGUGGACAAACUUGCGAAAACACAAUCGGAAGUUACCGAUGCACUUGUAAUGAUGGGUACAGACUGGACCUUACAGACUUCAAAACUUGCAUUCCCUCCAAUGUAUGCUCCAACAGCAGCUAUUGUAGUGACAACGCUGAUUGUGCCAACAAUGAUGGGACGGACACGUGUACCUGUCAUACAGGUUUCAAGUUCGUGUCCGGAUCUGUGACGAUUUGUGAAGACAUCAAGGAAUGCGAUUCAGUUCCCUGUACCCAAUUGUGCAUAGAAAGAAUUGGCUCAUUCGAAUGUGUCUGUAAUCAGACCGGAUUCAAACUGGAUGCAGAUGCCACAACAUGCAUAGAAUGUCCCCAAGGAGAGUACGGUCCAAACUGCACAGAAUCAUGUGCUUGUACUGAAGCAAAUACUGACAGAUGCGACCCUAUAGACGGCACAUGUAAUUGCAAGCCAGGAUAUAACCUAACAGAUUGCUCAAAUGACAUAAACGAAUGUAAAGAUGGAUCGGCAGUUUGUCCAACUAAUUCCGAAUGUAGCAAUAUACCUGGAUCGUAUGUUUGUAACUGCAAAAGUGGAUAUUUGAAAACUGCAACAGGCCAAUGUCAAGAAUGUUCUAACGGUAAGUUUGGUGAGAACUGUGCCCAGACCUGCGCAUGCAACAUGACAAACACAGAUAGUUGUGACAAGGUCACCGGAAAUUGCCAAUGCAAGCCUGUCUGGAAUGGAACUACUUGCAACGAGGAUGUUGACGAAUGUAAUAUGGGUGGUCCCGGUCCAUGCGCGGUAAAAAAGAAUACAACAUGCAACAAUACGUAUGGAUCUUAUGAAUGCAAUUGUGUUUCUGGUUAUCAGGAAGACGCUACUGGCUGUGUAGAUAUAAAUGAAUGUUUAACCCAAUCCGGACUAUGCAAUCAGGAUUGCGUGAACACCCCUGGUUUAUACACUUGUGUUUGUUCCCCGGGAUUUUCUGGAGAUGGCGAAACCUGUACACUCGUGACCUGCAAUGUGUCAAACGUUCCUAACGCAAUUGCUAACCAAUCAGUGGUUGACGUCAACAACUCCGUAACAUACGAAUGUAACACAACGUACGUCCAUACAGCCGGUGACUUGACCAGAUGGUGUUUAGCAAAUGGAACAUUGAACGGAACAGAACCCGUUUGCUCUGUCGUGACCUGCAAUGUGUCAAACGUUCCUAACGCAAUUGCUAACCAAUCAGUGGUUGACAUCAACAAAUCCGUAACAUACGAAUGUAACACAACGUACGUCCAUACAGCCGGUGACCUGACCAGAUGGUGUUUGGCUAAUGGAACAUUGAACGGAACAGAACCCGUUUGCUCUGUCGUGACAUGCAAUGUGUCAAACGUUCCUAACGCGAUUGCUAACCAAUCAGUGGUUGACAUCAACAACUCCAUAACAUACGAAUGUAACACAACAUACAUCCAUACAGGCGGUGACCUGACCAGAUGGUGUUUAGCAAAUGGAACAUUGAACGGAACAGAACCGCGUUGCUCUGUCGUGACCUGCAAUGUGUCAAGCGUUCCUAACGCAAUUGCUAACCAAUCAGUGGUUGACAUCAACAACUCCGUAACAUACGAAUGUAACACAACAUACUACCAUAAAGCCGGUGACCUGACCAGAUGGUGUUUAACAAAUGGAACAUUGAACGGAACAGAACCCGUCUGCUCAGCUUGCAGUGGAAACACUUACGGUGAUAGUUGUAACAACAUGUGCGAUUGUGCGACUGAUCAUGCCGAAACGUCUGAGCAGACGUGCAACCACACAACAGGCGCGUGUAUGUGCAGGGCUCAGUGGGGUGGUUCUCGGUGUGAGAUAGAUGUGGAUGAGUGCGCUGAUCCGCUGCUCAACAACUGUACUGCACAAAAUAAAUACUGUCACAACAUCAUUGGUGGAUAUAAUUGUUCAUGUUUGCGCAACUACCAAGAGAACAGUAAUGGCACCUGUGUGCUAUUUACUGCUACUACCACAACAUUAGCUCCAGAAGAGGAUGGUAUAGAAGUGUUUAUUGUUUUCCAAAUUCCUGCAACGACAUUGCAGAAUGUUAAUUUCUCGAUAGCGAGCACUUUUCAAAAAUGGGCAGACGAUGUUGGACAAACGCUUUUGAAAUACUACAUGGCGACAAUGGGAAACAGAGUUAAAAGAGUCAAUGUUUUUCACAUUGAAAUUGGCAGUCUCAAAGUUAACGCAACAAUAAUCAAAGAAGAUUCUGAGGAGGCUGCCCAACUGCUCAGUCAAGCCACAAGUGAAUUAGAUAACGUCAUGUUGGAAGUCAAUGGUGAAAACUAUACCGCAACAGCUAGUGCGUUGGCUGGUGUUCAAAUUGACCACAAUGCCGACUCAGCAAAAUUGUUGUGUGAUCUGUAUAUACUGGAUCGUGGUUCAUGUGGCGAUAAACAAGUGUGUGUUGUAAUAAACACGAAACCGGUCUGCCAACCAAUGAAAGACGACGACAACCUAGAUCUUGUGCUUGGACUUGGGAUUGGAUUUCCACUGUUCUUUUUAUUGGCUAUUGUCAUUUUCCUGGUAAUAAAGUUAACAUUGAAAAGGAGACAGCAGAAAAGGAGAUUCUACACUGAGGAGGGUAUGGGGAUAUCGGGUUUCCCGAACAACGGAUUUUUCCCGACUGCAAUGCCUACAAAAAUCAACACAUGGGGAAGGAACGAUUCAGCAUACAGACCUCAGGAAUGGGAAGAGGAAAGCUCAACCUCUUCCGGAAGUUCCGACGAUGUUCGCCGAAAGCGGAAGUACAAGGAUCGCGAUAACUAUGGUGAAACACAGGUUCAUGAUCAUCAACCAUCCAUGUUCUCUUGGGACUUUAUGUACAACUACAUCAAUCCGAAUGAACCGUACCGCAUCCAGCGUCCUCAAUAUCGGCCACAACCUUGAAAAUUGUAACCAAAGAUUGCAUCCAGAGACUCUUCAUAGUGCUGUAUAUAUGCUGCUAACGGAUUAAUUAAGAAAAGAAUAUCACCUCAUUCUUCUUGAAAUAAUGAGAUUUCAGGGAUAAAACAAUGAAUAUAUCAAAAGACAAAUGUGUAAAUAUUGCUUUCAUAUAAUUCUACAGUCCAUAUAUAUAUAUAUAUAUAUAUAUAUAUAUAUAUAUAUAUAUAUAUAUAUAUAUACUAUUUUUGAAAUAAUCAUCAUGUACUGUAUUAAUUAGACAUGUAUAACACGUGAGAUAUGCUUCGGUGAUACUCUCGUUUUGCAUUGACAAGAAAUGCUGCUAAAAUGUAUACUAACAAACGGAGCUAAUUCAGUGAAAUUGGUACAUAUUUACAUUAUGUUGUGUAUUAUGGGCUGUAUGUAUAUAAUUGUUUUCACUUCAAACAACAAGAGUUAUUUUCUUCGUAAGGGUAUCUUUCAUAAAGUAAAUGUAUAUUUUAAUUGUUUUUUUAAAGCAUGUUUUGCCAUUCUCGCGAUAAGUGGGGCUUAUUUUAUCUGAACAUAUAGUUGUUCAGUCAUUAGUUUGUUAAUAUAUUCUUCCAUUUGAGUCAUAGUUUGCUUUUAUGUCACUUCCAGGCGUAGUUAGUACAACUGCUAACAUUUCCUUAUAGACAUACACUUAGAACGAGGGAAACGGCUCUUGUAAAUGUUGAGCCCAAAUCUAUUUCUUGAUCUAUUUUUAUAUUAUGAUUAUAUCUUGUAUAUCUUGUAUUAUCAAAGUAUAUUUAAAUCCAAACUACCAGGUUCGUACAUUUUUCCAAUUUACACGUUCUAUUAUAUACCUUUUAUAUAUAUAAUUCAAACAUUAUUAUCCAAAUAGAAUUCAAAUAUUAUAUUCCAAAACUAAUUGUAUUAGAUAAAUGUACAUUUUUUUUCAAACCAAUGUAAAUGUGUUCAGUGCCAGAAGUAAUACCGUUUACAUUAAAAGACAUGAUUCAACAUUUUCCAAUUAAAGUCCUGAUAAUUUGAGUGCUUUGACGCGUUUAGUAUUUUUUCACUCAUUGGUAAUGGGACUGAAGGUACAACGAAAAAACAAGUUGUUUAGAAUGGUGAUUCUGUAAAUAUUAUUGUGUUUCAUAUCAUUGACUUUUAUUUCAUAUUCUCAUUCGCAUUUUGUAUGACUAUGCACAUGCUGUCAGCUAUUUUUAAACGUAACCCUAUUAUUAUUAUAUAAUGGAAAUAUACUGCAAUAAAUUUUAAAGUUG